CUAUAUUGUAUAUGUAGUCCUCCUAUAUGGUCAGUGGAGCUGAUGAAAUGGACAAUAAGUGAAGAUACAAGGUUAAGGCUAUUUGCUUAAACUGUACCACUAAUAGAGAAAAACAGUGUUCUCCUUAGAUGUCCUCUUAUUUCCAUCUUUAUGGUAAGAUCUGGUAAAGAAUAUGAUGGAUAUGCUGAACACAGUUCAUGCCCUGUGGAAGUCAAUGGAAGGUAGCUGUUCAUUUUGGUGGUGAAGAAGGUGGAAAAAAGAUCUACCUUUGAGGAAAAACAUUGACUUUUUCUUCAUGAGAUGGUUAUGAAUUCACUGCCUGAUGUCUGAGACACUGUUUUAUGAUAGUUUUGACCUAAAAUAUAUAUAUUUAACAGUAUUUAUGUUAGAGAAAUACAUGCAGGGUGUUGUAAGGCUAAAUUAUCCCCAAAGAAAACAUAAUGCGUAAUUUAAUGGCUAAGAUGUAAUCUAAGUCAUUCAGAGUGGUCUGGUGUGAAAAGCUCUGUUCUAGAGAAGCUUAGAGUCAAAAUUGCUCACAGUGGUGGUGAUAGGAACCAGACGUCCACCUCUAAAAGGUCCUCACAGAGAGUUAAUGCAAGGAAUGGUGCCUGGAACAUUGUUUUAUGGUAGUUUUUAGAAGCUUUUGGCCUAAAACGUAUUCUUUAUCAUCUGUUCAUGGUGAAGGGAUACACGCAGGUGAUAAAGAUGCAGAACCUGUUUAUUAAUUGUCCAGUUUUGGGAGGAUUUGGGGAGGUGUGGACUGUGUUUUGGCUGUAAGAGGAGAGGGCGGAGACCUGGUGCCUCUCACAGAUAACGUAUCAGCGUUCAGUGUUCGCCCAUUAUAAUCACCCCCACCUCUCGCUCAGAGAGCAGUAACCAGGGCUUUCCCUCAGGGCUGAUGAGGACAGCUGCGUGACGCUUGAACAGGGAUGUUUUCUACUUUUAAUGUGAGGGAUUUCUCCAGAUCUUCAGUGCAGACUGUUGGCAGGAUGAGUGAGGGUCCCGCGGUCAGUCCCUCCGCUGCCAUCACUCCAGUGCAGCAGAUGCUGGCGUCCGGCACUGGAGCUUUACUGACCUCUCUCUUUGUGACGCCGCUGGACGUGGUGAAGAUCAGACUGCAGGCCCAGCAAACUCCCUUCUACCACGCCUUACCAGCAGAUUCGCGGUCCUGGAGGGGAUUGAUGCGUCCCUCAAAAUGGAAGUGCUUUCUGUAUUGUAACGGGCUGAUGGACCACAUCUACGUGUGCCAGAAUAUGACCACCUGCAGCACCUGGUACAAAACGCCCACUCACUUCAGCGGGACGCUGGAUGCGUUUGUGAAAAUCACGAGGCACGAGGGUCUGCGGUCUCUGUGGAGCGGCCUGCCUCCAACACUGGUCAUGGCUGUUCCUGCCACGGUCAUCUACUUCACCUGCUACGAUCAGCUGAGGGACUUCCUGCGCUACGGCAUGGGUUACCAGGGCACCCACGUGCCCCUCAUUGCAGGAGGGCUGGCCAGACUUGGAGCAGUGACUGUGAUCAGUCCUCUGGAGCUUGUGCGCACCAAGAUGCAGUCUCGUCAGCUGUCCUACAGCGAGCUGAGAGUCUGUAUACGCUCGGCCGUGACUCAGAACGGCUGGCUGUCUCUCUGGAGGGGCUGGGGGCCUACCGUCCUACGGGACGUCCCUUUCUCUGCUCUGUACUGGUUUAACUAUGAGCUGGUGAAGGCGGAGCUGUGUGACAGAUACAGCGGGCCUCAGGCUUCUUUUGCUGUCAGUUUCACUGCAGGAGCCGUUUCAGGAGCUAUAGCCGCAGUGAUGACCCUGCCGUUUGACGUGGUGAAAACACGCCGGCAGAUCCAGCUGGGAGAGAUGGACACUCUAGGAGCCCCGCUGAAGAAGCCCUCUUCAACAUGGCACAUAAUGAAGAAUAUCUGGAGUGAGGUGGGGUAUCGGGGGCUGUUUGCAGGCUUAUUUCCACGGGUGAUCAAAGUGGCCCCGGCGUGCGCAGUCAUGAUCAGCACGUACGAGUUUGGAAAGGCUUUCUUCCACAAGCGCAACGAGGAGCAGAAGCAGAGAGGAGCCUGAGGACGUUUUGGCUGCUGGAUUCAGCCUCUAUAUUUAUCCCCAGCCCACUGUGGAGGAGCUGCUGGACAGAAACAGGACAGAUAUGCGUCCGCAGAAACGAAACUGCCUUUAGCUCAGCCUCUGCAUGUGUCCCGCGCUGGACUAAAGAUACAUCUGAGUGAAGCUGGACGUGUUAUGACAAGACAGCAAGCCCACAGAUGGGAGCUGUGGGACUUUUACCAUGUAAAGCUGUGGAUCUCAGUAGGGCUGCACUGCACGAUAUGGAUAAAAUACUAGCGAUGUGACUGUAUUGCUGUAUAUUGCGAUAUAUAUUCAAAUGCAUCCAAUCAAUAAUGUAACGUGGCAAUAUUUUGCUCAAAAUAAUAGACUUUUCUUCAAAACUCCAACAAAAACAUAUACAAACAGUAAAAUUAAUCUGAUUGGUUAGAUGGCUGUGUGUAUUGUAGCCUUCCAGCACAUCCUUAUUGUGAACAUAUUGUUUAUUUUGCAGCCCUAAAGCUUAGUAAUCCCCUGAAAUGUGACGCAACAUUGACGUAGCAUGGUGCUCCGUCGUCAUACACUGAAGUGGCACCAAAGCAUGCUGGCAGACGAGGCUAAAGCUGGCUUCUUAUUUGAAUUUGCCGGUCCACCUUAAAUGCUGCGGCAGUUGCAUUCUGGUGCCUAAGGUGCCCCGAUUGUAACUGCUGCACCAUUUAAGGUGGAACAGGGAAUUUAAUCUUGUUGCUGGCAGAAACUCUACCUCUGUAUGCUGCCCUUAUUUGCAUGGGAGCGAAGAGAGAGACUUUAGCGAAUGAUUUAUUUGUGGCCGUUUCAUCUUAAUGAAGUAGCUUCUGGCAGCACGUGGCCUCCAUUCACGUGUCCACACACGUGGCCGAGCUCUGCCACUCUGAACCAGCAGAUCUGUGUGCAGCAGCCACCUGCUGGUCAUUCACUGGAAUCACAAGACGGCCGUUAGUGUCUGCUGGGGAGAAAAUGGCUGCGACACACACGUCUGAAUGUCUCUUUGUCAUAUUUUAUGUACUAGCAGCAGAUGCAUACAUAUAUUCGUGUUCUAAGUCAGCCUAAGUGACUAUCCUGAAUGACUUAAAGGGGAAUUCCACUCUUUUUUCAGGAUUUCUACACAAGUAAUUUGUGAGGAUGUAAACAAAGUCAUUCAAAGUGGUUUAUCAGUGGAUUAUAGGCGAAUAGAGAAGCUUAUCAACUCAGAUAUUUUUACAGUGGUGGUGAUAGGAACCAGGGGUCAGCAUGUUUACAACUCAGAUAAAGGCAUUUUAUUUACUAUCCAAAACUACCAGUGAACCUACGUGUCUUGAGUUUUAUAUGGAAUGCUGAUGAUGGAAAAAUAGUGGAAAAUCUGGAAAAAUAUGUUUUCUUUGGGGACUAUUUUG
This is a messenger RNA of Colossoma macropomum (tambaqui), 3454 nucleotides long. It is a transcript of the gene slc25a39, whose product is annotated as solute carrier family 25 member 39. Bases 930 to 2066 code for a protein of 378 amino acids. Gene Ontology annotation, biological process: mitochondrial transmembrane transport. The record is from RefSeq and is a predicted model, not a curated record. The transcript has 12 exons. NCBI's taxonomy places the organism in Eukaryota, Metazoa, Chordata, Actinopteri, Characiformes, Serrasalmidae.